This is a messenger RNA of Capsaspora owczarzaki ATCC 30864, 770 nucleotides long. RefSeq names its product coatomer protein complex subunit zeta2. Gene Ontology annotation, biological process: retrograde vesicle-mediated transport, Golgi to endoplasmic reticulum; intracellular protein transport; intra-Golgi vesicle-mediated transport. Gene Ontology annotation, cellular component: COPI vesicle coat. NCBI's taxonomy places the organism in Eukaryota, Filasterea, Ministeriida, Capsasporidae. The coding region runs from base 16 to 537 and encodes 173 amino acids. The transcript has 5 exons. The record is from RefSeq and is a predicted model, not a curated record.
CUUAGAAUUACUGCAAUGGCGAGUCUCGCUAGCAUCAAGGCCGUGCUCACGCUCGACAACGACGGCGAACGCGUCCUCUGUCGCUACUUUGACCCCGCUUGGAUGGCCUCCGUCAAGGAGCAGCGCGCGUUCGAAAAGAGCCUCUUUACAAAGACCUAUCGUGCUGCCUCUGAUAUUAUCAUGCUAGAAGGCGUCACCUGCGUAUAUAAGAGCAGCGUCGACCUCUUCUUCUACGUGAUUGGCGCCCCCGACGAAAACGAACUUUUGCUCUCGUUUGCACUCAACACAUACUUUGAUGCCUUGGCGCAAAUGCUGAGGAACCAAGUCGAGAAGCGCGUCGUUAUGGAAAACUUUGACGUGGUUGCCCUCGCAUUGGACGAGCUGGUUGAUGGCGGCAUCAUCCUGGAGGCCGAUCCUGCCGUUAUUGUGCAGCACGUCGCCGUGCGUAACAACGACGAGGUGCCGAUUGCCGAGCAAUCAAUUUCGCAAGCCCUGCAAACAGCAAAGGAGCAGCUAAGUCGCUCGUUCUUGAAAUAACGGCUGGGCUCCAGUAUUUCGGCUCUCUUGCUUGUGGGGUUUCAUGUUUUAGUGUCGUCUUGUUUGGAGAGGGCGGGUCAUUGUCACCAGUCCCCGCACCAUUCCGUGUUGCCGGUGCUCUUCGCUUUUGUCGAGCUGUGCUGGUAGUUUUUGAUUGUUUUUGUUGUUCUAAUUUCUUAUGUGUAUUGAUCAAUGAACGCUUUUGUAACAAGCUCAGCACUUCACGAAACGAG